Molecule: messenger RNA, 1736 nt
Organism: Phyllopteryx taeniolatus (common seadragon)
Lineage: Eukaryota; Metazoa; Chordata; Actinopteri; Syngnathiformes; Syngnathidae
Gene: lbx1b
Product: ladybird homeobox 1b
Exons: 2
Coding region: 335-1150 (271 amino acids)
Biological process (GO): regulation of DNA-templated transcription
Molecular function (GO): DNA-binding transcription factor activity, RNA polymerase II-specific; DNA binding
Source: RefSeq, a predicted model, not a curated record
GGCGAAAGUGCCACUGGAAAUAAUUGAUUAGCUACCAGUCAAUGAUAACUUGUUAGUAAUCGUCAAGUGUUUGGAGCUCGCCAUUUUCAGGGAGGCUUCUUCUUCUUCUUCUUCUUCUUCUUCUUCUUCUUCUUCUUCUCGCUGCAGCGGACUCCAGACCCAGGAGCACUUUGAAGGCAUCCCGUUUUGGAAUAAGAUCGUCCACGAUCGUCUUCCUCUGUUAUGUGACUUUUCCCCGCACCCGUCUCCCCUGCGUAGCCUCACUCAAGAGUUGAUUUCCCCCCCCUCCCCGCCCCCCCACCCCAACCGAGUCCGACUCACCUCACCGCCAGUGAUGACAUCCAAAGAAGUGGCCAAGUGUGAUGCGGGGGAAAACAGGAGGCGAAGCCCGCUGGACCACUUGCCGCCCCCUGCCAACUCCAACAAGCCGCUGACCCCCUUCAGCAUCGAGGACAUCCUCAACAAGCCGUCCGCCAAGCGAAGUUACACCAUUUGUGGCACGGCUCAUCUCAUUUCGUCCAACGAGAAGCACCGCGCCUCCAGCCUGCCGCUGUCCAGCCGGGCUCUGCUCACCCAAACCUCGCCGCUGUGCGCCCUGGAGGAGCUGGCCAGCAAAACCUUUAAGGGGCUGGAAGUCAGCGUGCUACAGGCGGCAGAAGGCCGGGACGGCAUGACCCUAUUCGGCCAGAGAACCACCCCGAAGAAGCGCCGGAAGUCCCGCACGGCCUUCACCAACCAUCAAAUCUACGAGCUGGAGAAGCGCUUCCUGUACCAGAAGUACUUGUCCCCGGCCGACCGGGACCAGAUCGCCCAGCAGCUCGGCCUGACCAACGCGCAGGUCAUCACGUGGUUUCAGAACCGCAGGGCCAAGCUAAAGCGGGACCUGGAGGAGAUGAAGGCGGACGUGGAGUCGGCCAAGGCCAUCGGCCAGGUGCCCUUGGACAAGCUGGCCAAACUGGCCGACCUGGAGAAAUGCGCCAACGGCACGCUGGGCCACCCGCGAGUCGAGUCCCCGGCGCGGGGAGGCCAGCAGCGGGAGCUCGACGUGGGCCAGAAACUGAGGCGCUCCCCGCUGUCGCCCUUCUCAGACCACACGACGAGCAAAGAGUGCUCGGAGGACGAGGACGUGGAGAUUGACGUGGACGACUGAUGCGUGCAAGCGGGCGACCACAGCAAAAAAAAAAAAAAAAAGACCACGGGCGCGAACACCGUCCACCACUUACUUGUAGAACUUACUGCUUAUAUUGCGUACCACUUUUCAGAACAUGUACCAAAAUGUAAUUAUACUUUUAUAUGGGCACACGUAAGCAUGGAUACACGACAAGAAGAAAUAUGCAGUGGUAAUUCACGAUAUGAACCAACAGUCUUUGCAAUCACAGCAAUAUGGUCAACAAUGACACGUCUAACUUAUUAUUAUUAGUAGUAUUAUUAUUAUUCAAACACACACACAUGCACCUGUCCGUUCCAUUACUUUUCAAAGGGCCUCGCCCAAUUAUGUUUUGCAUGCAAAUGCAUGAUUUGAUUUGUGAUUACUAUUCUAUUUAUUUAUUAUUAUUUUAUUUUAUUUUUUUAAUGUUUUUUGUUGUUGUUGUUUUUGUUCGGGUUUCGCGAGCUAGUGCAGGCUCCCCUCCUCUUUUCACCUUGUGCCGCAGUGCAUGAAGAUUGGGACUUUUUUUUUCUUCCUCUCUCGAUACGAUGAUGCAUUUCAUUGAAUGGCGAGAAAAUGACUUUGUUAU